CAGUUCACCGACAGCACCUCACCUUUUGGGAAGACUGUUUGGACGGCACUUCUUCAUGUACAACAGAGCGCGGCAGGAGCCAUGGAUCACUGCUGUGGUCGCCUCUGGCGUGCUGGGGCUUGCGCUCUAUUACCUGGGAGCACGACGCCCGCCGCCUGCACAUACUGCCAGACAGCAACCUGAGCGCGAAAAGCCCAGCGAAACCUCGACGACAGAUUUUGUAGCAGACGACAUGAGCACCGAAGACCGGGCGUAUCACGAGCGCUUCAUGCGGGAAGCCAUUGGCAUGGCUGAGCUUGCACUGACCAGCGACGAAACGCCUGUCGGAUGUGUCUUCGUGAAGGAUGGCGAGAUCAUUGGUCGAGGCAUGAACGAGACCAACCGCACUCUCAAUGGCACCAGGCACGCCGAGUUCGUCGCCAUUGCAGGCAUCCUGUCCAAGAACCCCAUCAGCAUUCUCAACGAGACUGACCUCUAUGUCACCGUCGAGCCAUGUGUCAUGUGCGCCUCGAUGCUGCGCCAGUACGGCAUCCGAGCCGUCUACUUCGGGUGCUGGAAUGAGCGCUUCGGCGGCACUGGCGGCGUCCUGAAUAUGCACUCAGACCCCAGCGUCGACAAGCCGUAUCCGGUAACCGGAGGCAUCUUCAGGGAGGAGGCCAUCAUGCUGCUCAGAAAGUUUUACGUCCAGGAGAACGAGAAAGCGCCAGAGCCAAAGCAGAAGAAGACCAGGGAGCUCAAGACUGAGAUUCUACCCAUGGAUAUUCACGCCCCAAAGUCAACGCCAUCACCUGCUGUGUCAACGCCUGCUCUGCUUACAACAGCUCCGUCGAAGCCGGCUAAUCCUUCCUCGCUUGUUGCGGUUCCUCGCAUCCCAGGACUUAAUGCUGCUGCACCUGCACUUUGAAUGGGCACAUGACGGCGCUGCCUACAAGCUCGUCAUGCAGCUAUGAUGGAUACAAAGGUGUAUCAGCGGCAGAACUUGUCACAUGCUGACUUGGAUGGCGGCAUGUGAAGUACGAGAACACAGGAAGAGUAUAACGAUACCCAGCAUUCAACAGCUACCAUAGAAAAUUU
Boeremia exigua is the source of this 1074-nucleotide messenger RNA. RefSeq names its product cytidine deaminase-like protein. Gene Ontology annotation, molecular function: tRNA-specific adenosine-34 deaminase activity; zinc ion binding. Bases 56 to 904 code for a protein of 282 amino acids. The record is from RefSeq and is a predicted model, not a curated record. Gene Ontology annotation, cellular component: nucleus; cytoplasm. Gene Ontology annotation, biological process: tRNA wobble adenosine to inosine editing. The transcript is spliced from 3 exons. Lineage: Eukaryota; Fungi; Ascomycota; Dothideomycetes; Pleosporales; Didymellaceae.